GAUGCUAUGAAAAUCUACAUGUGGGUGUUUUGUGGCAUUGGAAUACCAGCGAAUAUCCUGACUUUUGUAACCAUUUCAAAAUUUCAGUUCCGAGGCGUUGCUUCAUUUUUGGUAUGCCUCCUGGUCGUCAUUGAUAGUGUUGCUCUUGUGGCCAAACUUAUUGAAAUGCAAAUCAUUGCCCAUAAAGUGUCUCUUGGCCAGUUUGGAUGUAAGACAAUUCACGUGCCGAGUGUAACAUUAACAGCCAUCUCGAACUGGACAGUUAUUUUAAUAUGUUUGGAACGUUACGUUGCCGUCUGCAAGCCGUUCAAGAGAAGAAUUUGGAUAACUGACAAACGAUGCAAAGCAGCCGUGACUUUGAUUUCGUCCAUUCUUACAGUAACUUUUGUAUCACUUUAUUUCAUUUUUAUUGAUAUAGACUCAACGGGGUUUUGUUUUGUGAUCCAUUUAACAGAAAACUCCUUUUAUUGGGUCCAAUUUAUAAUUUCGAUAGCAGUUCCUUUAAUUGUGACAACUGUUCUAACCAUCGCGGUUAUCAAAACAUAUUUUAAUGCUCGACGCCGGCGUCUGAGGGUUCUCAUAGAUAAGAGAAACGGACAGACGGAUCAUUUAGCUGAACGCCAAAAUCAAACAGUUGUGAGCAGCGCAGAGAGUAUGGAAAAGAUUUUGAGUCUACUCAUGAUGUCAUCAGUUUUGUUGUAUUUUGUUAUCAAUUUGCCAUUUUGUGUUCACGCUUUAGUUAUUGGACCAUUAUAUAAUUACAAUUUAGACUCCUUUUCUGGACUUAUUAAUGACAUUUUUUUUAUACUAAUGGACUCAUCUCAUGUACUGAAUUUUUUCCUCUACUUUGUCUUUGUUUCAGGCUUUAGAAGAAAUGUUUGCAAAUUAUUCAGAUCUAUUUGUUGA
This is a messenger RNA of Lymnaea stagnalis (great pond snail), 906 nucleotides long. NCBI's taxonomy places the organism in Eukaryota, Metazoa, Mollusca, Gastropoda, Lymnaeidae. The record is from the annotation of a GenBank genome assembly.